Molecule: messenger RNA, 997 nt
Organism: Sinocyclocheilus anshuiensis
Lineage: Eukaryota; Metazoa; Chordata; Actinopteri; Cypriniformes; Cyprinidae
Product: ras-related protein Rab-39B-like
Exons: 4
Coding region: 341-997 (218 amino acids)
Biological process (GO): Rab protein signal transduction
Molecular function (GO): GTPase activity; GTP binding
Source: RefSeq, a predicted model, not a curated record
GAUGCUCAUGAUACUGCCAUUUCAUCAGCACAUUUUCACAAACAUCUCUUUAUCCCUAAUCACGAGAUUGACAAUAUGAAUUUACCAAGACUUUAUGGGCAUUCUGAAACUAACAGGUCUUAAUGCAAACGCCCCAGUCGAGUAUGUUAAUUCGUUUGGUCAGUUAGUGCAUAUUCAAAGCGGAACUAGUUGCACAUUUAUCCUCAGAAACAUUCGGGUGUGCUCGGAUGCCUUGCCUGGGAACGCCACGGUAUUAUACGCUUUCUGACUGAAAGACAGCGAAGAAUAUGGGGCUUGCCAUCCUCAGACACUGAGAAGCAUUACCAAGAUCAUAUAAGAUAUGGAAGCUAUAUGGCUGUACCAGUUCCGGCUGAUUGUCAUUGGCGACUCGACGGUGGGGAAGUCUUGUUUGAUCAGACGCUUCACAGAAGGACGUUUUGCACAGGUGUCUGAUCCUACUGUCGGCGUAGACUUCUUCUCCCGUCUGGUAGAGAUUGAACCAGGCAAACGCAUCAAGCUUCAGAUCUGGGAUACGGCAGGCCAAGAAAGAUUCAGAUCUAUCACAAGGGCUUAUUAUCGUAAUUCAGUGGGUGGCCUUUUGCUUUUCGACAUCACCAACCGCCGCUCUUUCCAGAAUGUCCACGAGUGGCUGGAGGAAGCGUGCAGUCACGUGCAGCGGCACAGCAUUGUCUUCAUACUGGUGGGCCACAAGUGUGACCUGGAGCAGCAGCGGCAGGUGAGCCAGCAGGAGGCCGAGAAACUGGCAGCCGCUUACGGCAUGCGCUACGUGGAGACCUCGGCCCGCGACGCCAUAAACGUAGAGAGGGCCUUCACGGAGCUGACGCGCGAUAUCUACGACCUAGUCAAAAGUGGUGAGAUCACCAUCCAGGAGGGCUGGGAGGGUGUUAAGAGCGCCACUAAUUUAUAUGAUGUAAUAUGCAACGUGUUCCACCACCUGUCUGAUAUCGUCUGCUCUUCUCCUCUGUAUGUGAUCUAG